AACAUGGCGACGUCCCUGAUCUGCGGCCGCUUGACGUCCAGCCUGAGGAGCUCCGGGGCCCGGGGCGGCCUCAGCUCCGCGUCCAGGGUCCUCGGUGGCUCCUCAGGUCUGUUCGGAGGACACGUGUCCCAGCAGCACCCCCCCCACCUGCAGCAGCAGCAGAGGAACCUAUCCCUCCACGAGUACAUGAGCAUCGGGCUGCUGAAGGAGGCCGGCAUCUCCGUGCCCGAGGGCAUGGUGGCCAGCUCCUCGGAGGAGGCCUACGCCGUCGCCAAGCAGCUGGGUUCGAAGGACCUGGUGGUGAAAGCUCAGGUUCUGGCCGGGGGCCGAGGGAAGGGGACGUUCGAGGGCGGACUGAAGGGAGGAGUGAAGAUCGUCUACUCUCCCGAGGAGGCCCGUGAUAUUUCCUCUCAGAUGAUUGGCCGAAAGCUGUACACCAAGCAGACCGGGGAGGCGGGUCGGAUCUGCAACCAGGUGUUCAUCUGCGAGCGCAGGUAUCCACGCAGAGAGUACUACUUCGCCAUCACCAUGGAGAGGUCGUUCCAGGGCCCGGUCCUGAUUGGCAGCUCGCAGGGAGGCGUGAACAUCGAAGACGUCGCAGCAGAGAAUCCAGACGCCAUCGUGAAGGAGCCCAUCGACAUCGUGGAAGGAAUCAAGAUGGAGCAGGCUGUGAAGGUGGCUGAGAAGAUGGGCUUCCCCCCGGCGCUGGUGGACAUGGCGGCGGUGGACAUGAUGAAACUCUACAACGUGUUCAUGAAGUACGACGCCUCCAUGUUGGAGAUCAACCCCAUGGUGGAGGACUCUUCUGGCAUCGUGAUGUGCAUGGACGCCAAAAUCAACUUCGACUCCAACGCUGAGUUCCGUCAGAAGAAGGUGUUCGCCAUGCAGGACUGGAGCCAGGAGGACCCCCGGGACCGGCAGGCCGCCAAGGCCGACCUGAACUACAUCGGCCUGGACGGGACCAUCGGCUGCCUGGUGAACGGAGCCGGUCUGGCCAUGGCCACCAUGGACAUCAUCAAGCUGCAUGGCGGAACUCCAGCCAACUUCCUGGAUGUGGGAGGCGGAGCCACAGCUCAUCAGGUGACCGAGGCGUUCAAACUCAUCACGUCUGACCGGAAGGUCCAGGCCAUCAUGGUCAACAUCUUCGGAGGCAUCAUGAGGUGUGAUGUCAUCGCUCAGGGCAUCAUCAUGGCUGUGAACGACCUGGAGCUGAAGAUCCCCAUCGUGGUCCGGUUACAAGGAACGAGAGUGGACGAUGCUAAAGCUCUGAUCGCUGCCAGUCCACUGAAGAUCCUCGCCUGCGACGACCUGGACGAGGCGGCCAGAAUGGUUGUGAAGCUUUCUGCAAUCGUGUCCCUGGCUAAAGAAGCUCAGGUGGACAUCACCUUCCAGCUGCCCAUCUAAUAAACCAGGACGCCCCCCCCCCACUUACUUCCCUCUG
Limanda limanda (common dab) is the source of this 1441-nucleotide messenger RNA. It is a transcript of the gene sucla2, whose product is annotated as succinate-CoA ligase ADP-forming subunit beta. Gene Ontology annotation, molecular function: ATP binding; metal ion binding; succinate-CoA ligase (ADP-forming) activity. NCBI's taxonomy places the organism in Eukaryota, Metazoa, Chordata, Actinopteri, Pleuronectiformes, Pleuronectidae. The record is from RefSeq and is a predicted model, not a curated record. Gene Ontology annotation, biological process: tricarboxylic acid cycle; succinyl-CoA metabolic process. Bases 4 to 1404 code for a protein of 466 amino acids. Gene Ontology annotation, cellular component: mitochondrion; succinate-CoA ligase complex. The transcript has 11 exons.